This is a messenger RNA of Hippopotamus amphibius kiboko, 453 nucleotides long. Its product is annotated as 60S ribosomal protein L27a-like. NCBI's taxonomy places the organism in Eukaryota, Metazoa, Chordata, Mammalia, Artiodactyla, Hippopotamidae. Gene Ontology annotation, cellular component: ribosome; cytosolic large ribosomal subunit. Gene Ontology annotation, molecular function: structural constituent of ribosome. The coding region runs from base 1 to 453 and encodes 150 amino acids. Gene Ontology annotation, biological process: translation. The record is from RefSeq and is a predicted model, not a curated record. The transcript has a single exon.
AUGCCAUGCAGACUAAGCAAGACCCGGCAACUUAGGGGCCAUGUGAGCCACGGCCAUGGCCACGGCCACAUCGGCAGACACCAGAAACACCCGGGAGGCAGUGGUAAUACUGAUGGCGUGCCCCACCACAGGAGCAACUUGGACAAAUAUCACCCGGGGUACUUUGGGAAAAUUGGUAUGAGGCAUCACCACUUAGAGAGGAACCAGAGCUUCUGCCCACCUGUCAGCCUAGAUAAAUUGUGGACCGUGGUCAGUGAGCAGACAUGGGUAAAUGCUGCCAAGAAUAAGACUGGAGCUGCUCCUAUCAUUGAUGUGAUGCGAUCAGGUUACUACAAAGUUCUGGGAAAGGGAAAGCUCCCAAAGCAGCCUGUCAUCAUGAAGGCCACAUUCUUCAGCAGAAUUGCUGAGGAGAAGAUUAAGGGUGUGGGUGGGGCUUGUGUCCUGGUAGCUUGA